Messenger RNA from Diversispora eburnea, 360 nucleotides. The record is from the annotation of a GenBank genome assembly. NCBI's taxonomy places the organism in Eukaryota, Fungi, Glomeromycota, Glomeromycetes, Diversisporales, Diversisporaceae.
AACAUAUGGAGUAUCACAGAAAAUGAAAAUAUACAGAACAAAACAACACUAAAUCUUUCUUGGAAAAACAGUACCCAAGAAGUUAAAAGCAGAAUAGAUCAAAUAUGGGUAUCAGAUAACUUAGCAGAACAACUCUUUUGUGCAGAUAGCAUACCCUCAGAUUUGGAAAGUCACAGGGACCAUGCAUGUGCAAUAGUAGAAAUAGAAGACAAUAUUCUUAAAUAUACUAAAUUUAUAGCAGAUUCAGAUAAUAUUCUAAAUAAGAUAGAAUUUAACUUCAAGGGAACAUCUGAAAAAAAAUGGAAAAAAUUCAAAUUAAAGAUUGAAUUAAUUAAAGCAGAAAAUACUAUCUUUGGAUGA